CUCCUCCUCAUCUCCCAAUCCCAAAGUCUGCAGAAGAGUUGAAGAGCACGUGGAAGCCGGAUGAGAAGCAGCAACAGCACAACUGUCAGCAGAACUGGUUUUCCUCUUCUUGCGUUUAGAGAAAUCUAGCUGGUAUCUCUCAGAGCAGAAGCAGCAAGCUGGUUUAAAACAGGAUCCUGCACUCCAGCAGUCAGUUUUUCCUCUGUUCUCAGCUUUGUGCCAGGCCCCGUGUCUCUCCUGUACUGGAGCUCAGCGAUGAGGAAAGGGGCGUAAAGGUUUCCAAAUGUCAAAUCCUUUUAUAUAUGAUACUGGGAAAAGAUCUCCAUAUGGGUGUCUUGGACAUGAAGUACAAAUUGAGCACAUCAAGGCAUAUGUUUGCAGACCAUCUUUUUUCACAGAUAAAGCUGUGAUUGUGAUUCAUGAUGUAUUUGGAUGGCAGUUCCCAGACAUUAGAUACAUAGUCGAUUUGAUUGCAGGUCAUGGAUACAUAACCAUUUGUCCAGACUUCUUCAAGGGAACAGAACCAUGGAAAUCUACUGACCACUGGGCUGACUUUGCUGACUGGAUGAAAGAGCAUGAUCCUAUGAAAGUAGACAAGGAAACUGAUGUUACCUUGAAGUAUCUACAGGAACAAUGUGGUGCAAAGAAGAUUGGUAUCGCUGGGUUUUCUUGGGGUGGAAUGGCAGCACAUCACUUGAUGCUGAAAAAUCCUCAAUUAGCCGCUGGGGUAUCCCUCUAUGGAAUAAUUAGGGACUCCGAAGAAAGAUAUGAUUUAUUAAAUCCCACAUUUUUCAUUUUUGGUGAGAAAGACCACACUAUUUCUUAUGAUCAGAUCACCUUACUGGAGGACAAGUUGAAACAGUACUGCAAAGUUGCAUAUAAAAUUAAAGUGUAUCCUGGACAAGUUCAUGGGUUUGCACAGCUGAAGCCAGAAGAUAUGAAACCUGAAGACAAACCUUACAUUGAAGAAGCCAGAAAGGAUAUGAUUGAUUGGAUUAAACAAUUUAUUUGACAAAGGCAUAAAGUAAAACUAAGCUUCAAGAUCAGUAUUUGAUUUAAUUAAUUUUUAGAGAAGAAAAUGUUCAAGAGAAAAUUAUCUGGUUUUGAAAAUUGUCAAAAAGAAAAAUAGGAACAUUUUAAUUUAUAGUUCUUAAUUAUUUUUUUACAAAAUUUACACAAGAUUGUGAAACCAAAGUUGGACUAAAGGACGAUUCAGAAUUAAAAGUCGAUUGUAUUUA
Columba livia (rock pigeon) is the source of this 1238-nucleotide messenger RNA. RefSeq names its product carboxymethylenebutenolidase homolog. NCBI's taxonomy places the organism in Eukaryota, Metazoa, Chordata, Aves, Columbiformes, Columbidae. The coding region runs from base 284 to 1012 and encodes 242 amino acids. The record is from RefSeq and is a predicted model, not a curated record. The transcript is spliced from 7 exons. Gene Ontology annotation, molecular function: hydrolase activity.